AUGAUCUAUGCCGACCCGGACAUUGACGUCACCAAGGACAGCCAGACUGUUAGCCCUCCGCACAGUCACUAUGAGGGUGUGCAGGUCUUCGCAGAACGUAUUCCUCACAAAAAUCUGCUCAUUGGAGGAGGCGUAAGCGCUGACGACGGUGAAAGAUUUGGUUCCAUGUUGAAGCAGCCGCAGAGUCAUGAGGGGGGGGGGAGGUCGUUGAAACCAUGCGGCGGACAGCGGGGUCGUUUCGCGACGUCCUUUCGGAUGACGAGGAUAAUGCCAGCACCCACCUCCAGCUGACCCCGUCAGGAGAGUCUGAUUUCACUGAGAGAUACGAUGUCCAUAGUAAAGUUCGCUGGCUCCCGAACGACGAGCACCUCCGCCUGUCUGAUCGGUUGAUCAGCAAAUUUUCUAAAUGUGGACGAGCGUUCCACGUUGUCAAAGUCGGCAGAACCACUCUAAAAAGCUGUGGAGUGGGAUGGGAGGUUUGAUUUCGACAGCAUCUUUUGUGUCCGCAAGUCGGGGCCAGCCUGUGAACACGAUAUCCUAGCAUUUUUUAGGGCACCUCAAGCCCCUUCCUCACGAGGGGGUAGACAGUGCUGUCCCAAAAUAGGGUAGUUUAGAUAUCUCAGGCGGCUGUUGUAUUCCACUUUAGGUCACGACUUUUGUAUACUGGGAAGACGACCCGAAGUCGUCGGGAUAACCUACAGAAUUGCAUGUUCUUCUCUCGUUUGACUUUUUAAGUGGUGGGGUGAGGGAAUGGACCAGGAACAGGACUGUUGGCUGCGUGGACGCACACCAGAAACGCCUAUCUGACUUAGCCCGCUGGUGGAGGCGGUUACUGGGUUGUGGCCGCCAGGCAGAGCUUGGUUUCGGGGAGCCAUAGGUGAGAGUCGGGUGCCAGCCACCAUCUGCACGAGACAUAUGAACCGGCCCGUCACCCCCAAGGCGAUGCAACUCCUAACUGGGCAUCCUUGCAUCCCAGAGUUGGUGCAGGAGCCAGCACAUAGGCAGCGCACAUGUAGUCGCAUUCGCGCAAUGCAGCAAGAGGCACUGCCCGAUCGUUCGAUCGUCGUUGCCGACGAUGACCACCGUGUCCUCCAUAACAAGGUGAAGCAGGCACGGUGACUUGCUCGUGAUUUAGUUUAUAGUGAAUGUGGACUUUCGCUGCAUUUACCUCACUCUCCUCCUCACCCACCGGACCCGGUAUCAAGACACAGUCAAGAAGACCGGAGGCGAGGGAGGGCGCAGGUGGAUGGCAUGGUCGAACCCGCGCUUUGGCGUCCUACUCCAUACCCCCUGGUCCACACAUCAAGUGGCCAGGAUUUUAACCAACAACAACAGAAGGAGCUGGCGCGGCCGAGGUCGCACCUAGGCGUGCCGUCACACCUGGCUCGGAUCCUACGGAGUGGGAGUGCCAUAAAGGCCACAUUAAGGAGGAAACAUUGCAGCCUGACUCCUGGACCACCAGUCGGCCACUCCAAACAAACACACAACGCUGGGCCAAUCGCGAGGUCCAGGUUAUCCCGCCAGUUGGCAACCUUCCAAGCCCCGGCUUUCAGCGCACAGUGAUAGCUUCAAGCGCGCCAGAUUGUUUAUGGUGGGGAGAAUGCGUGGAGUCGUCGACCUCACUCUCCCUUCGCAUUUCCAUGCUCCAGCACCUUUCGAGCCGGUCAGUGGGCAGGUGCGGGGGGUGGGCGCCGUGGCUGAUACAUCUAAUGACCUUGUCUGCGCACGCCACAUGCACGACCUGACCCCUCAAACACAAGCACCAGGAUUUCACACAACGGGGGGUUUGGAGGCGUACAUCUCAUAUGGGUGAGAAUGCCGUAGGUCGCCUUAGGGAGGAGCCGUUCCAGCCUGUUUCUCAGUCCACCAGUCUGCCACUUCACUUCACACAAACAUACACACACACACACGCACACAAUGGCGCAGACUGCGUGGACUGAGUUGGGUCGUCGGUCAGUAGCCUUCCAAGCCACAGUGCUUGAUGCGCCGUGGUAGUAUCGGAUUCGAAUUACACAUGCAGCAGAGGAGUUGCAUGGAGACGGAGCCGAGAUGCACACUUCCCACUUGCGUGGGAAGUGUCAGUUGGAUGCUUUGAUAAGUGAUGAUGUUGUGUGAUGUGGGUGGGUGAAGGCAUAAUGGUUUGGCGUGGCCGGCGUGUGCAGUGGUGGUGGGUGCAGGAGCCGCCGUGCCGGAUGUUGAGACAGUAGAGGGCGAUGAGGAGGGCGGUCAAUGUUAGUUGUCGGCGUGGAGGAUGAGGCAGAACUAGACAACAAGACAGCAGAAGGUGCAGUCCGGGUGCUGCAGUUGGUACGACGAUGUCCUAUAAGACUGAUUGGUGCGUCAACAGCGUGGGCAGGUCGGGGGAGGUCGAGAGUUGGAGUUGAGAGGUGGGCGCAUUUGAGAUUUGCGUGCUUCGCGUUUGGCUUUGGUGGCGGUGACGCGGUUGGCUUCGUAGAUCGCUGCGCCUAUCUUCACUUUCCUCCAGGCCGGUUGAACUCAAGCGAGGUCUUCGAGUCGGUCAGGUUGAUAUGCAGACGCUUCAGGGAAGUCUUCAGAGUGAACCUGAAACGACGGACUUGAUAUCCUUGUCAGCGGGAACCCGUUGCCACAUCUCCAUAGAAGAGUCGUCUGGGUAGCCGCUUGUUGUCCAUCCGCACUAGGUGGCCGCUCCAGCGCAGCCGAAUUCCCGCCUGAUUUUCCACAGUCCUUCACGAUUCGCCGUGUUGAAUGCUUUCGUUAGAUCCUCGAACGUAGAGUACAUGCGGACCCGGAUUUCCUAACACUUCUCCUGCACUUGCUGGGUGAUGAAGAUCAUGUCGGUGGUCCCACGAUGACGGCGGAAGUCGCUCUUGCUUUCCGGCAGGAGACCUUGUACCAGAUGGUUGUUCAGGCCGUUGAGAAGGAUGCGAUCAAAGAUCUUCCCGGAGAUGUUCAGCAGGCAGAUGCCUCAGUGGUUGUCGCAGAGCUGGUGAUUACCCUUCCGCUUAUAGAGAUUGACGAUUGUUGCGUCAUAAAAUCCUGUGGGACUUAUCCUUGA
Molecule: messenger RNA, 3037 nt
Organism: Spirometra erinaceieuropaei
Lineage: Eukaryota; Metazoa; Platyhelminthes; Cestoda; Diphyllobothriidea; Diphyllobothriidae
Source: the annotation of a GenBank genome assembly